AUGAUAUUGAUACCUAACUAUCGCCUGCGCCACAUCCCGCGGCCGCGCUCCGUGCGCGCGCGCGGCGGCGGCGUCGGCUUCUUCGUCAAGAAUGGAGUUGAGGCUCGACGCUACGCGCACCCGCCCGAUAUGGAAGUUGAACAGAUGUGGCUCAAGUUAUCAAUGAAUGGUUUAACUCUGUUAAUAGGAACUGCAUACCGACCGCCAUGGUUAAGUAUCGAUACAUUCAUUGACACAAUGACUGAUACUAUUUCUUCGUUUUCUAAAUUUGAUUAUAUUGUGUUAAUGGGAGACUUCAAUAUAAAUUUAUUGAAUAAUGAUAGAAAUGCCUCUAAGCUCAAACUGUUAUUUACUUAUUUUGAUUUAAAACAACAUAUUGACGUACCCACGCAUUUUACUAACAAUAGCAGUGCCUUAAUAGACGUGAUAUGUAGUAAUUGCCUCGUUACUAAAACUCAAGUAAAUUAUAUCCCGACUUUGAGUCACCACGCAUUCUUAUCUUGCGAAUUGAAUAUUAGAAAAUGUAAACCUCUGCCACAAAAAAUAUGUUUUAGACCACUUAAGGACAUUGAUCAGGAAUUAUUUAAUCGAUCGAUUGAAUCUAUUAAGUGGGAAUGCAUAUCCGAGUUAAUGACUGUUAAUGACAUGGUAAAUACCUUUAAUUGUGUAGUCCUAUCCCUACUUGACGCGUAUGCGCCUCAGAAAGUAAUUUUAAUUAGAGAGAGGAGCUAUCCAUGGAUAACUCCCACGAUCAAGGAAAUGAUGCGUUUACGUGACGAGGCACAUAACACGUAUAAAGCGUCUGGACUAGAUAGAGAUAAAUUGUAUUAUCAUGAACUGAAAAAAUGUGUAAAUAAAGCCUUAUUUCAUGAAACGCGUGCGUAUUUUAACCAAAAUAUUAAUCAAAAUGCCAGCAACUCUCGAGCUCUUUGGAACAAUCUUAAGCGCACUGUCAGAAUAACUAAAAAAUCACAAGAAUCAGAAAUACCUUCACAUUUACAUGACCCUGAACGUAUCAAUUUACAUUUUCUGGAAGUUGCAGGUAACGUGGCAGCACCGCAAUCAUAUCUUGCUAAAUUUGAAACCAGUCGCUUUCAUGAUUCGACCUUCAGAUUGGAGCCAGUGGGAGAAGACCUUGUACUUAAAAUAAUCAAGACCUUAAAAUCGUCCGCUCUGGGAGAUGACGGCAACUAAUACUCAUCGAGACAAUUCUAAAAACACCAAACAAAAUUAAGUUGCGUUGUUUUAUCACAGAGUUCCUGUGGCUACCUCCUGUCUCGAUCAUCAGAUCAGCUCGAUGGCAUAAUAUUGCAUUGUCACCUGACUUACAUAUGUAUGCAAAUUUUCAGCUUCAUUGGAAAUCGGGAAGUGGAUCAAAUUUAACUUGCAAGAUUUGAUUACAGACAGACAACGGGACGGGUGAAACUAAAUAAAAGCUUGUAAAAAUCAUCGGCUAUAUACAUGGUGCCAUCAUGAGGGUCAACUUUUACGUCUCUCGAUGGACUGUCCGUGAACGUGUUAAAAAGGUACUUGACCGAUAAAAGGCCCAGUGCCUAAUAAAGCCCACUUUUUAAAUAAUAGAUAAUUUUUACGAAAACCGUUAACUAAAACGGUAAUCAAUGUUUUCUAAGGCAAUCCUACUAUUAGUAUAUCCAUGACUUAAUGAAUGAUGGAAUACAUUUUGUUGCUUUUUUCUUAAAAUGCAGUUUUAGUUUGUUCAGUCUGAUUCUGAACGAUGCCUUAAAUGUCAGGUUGAAGUU
This is a messenger RNA of Cydia pomonella (codling moth), 1760 nucleotides long. RefSeq lists its product as uncharacterized. The transcript has 2 exons. The record is from RefSeq and is a predicted model, not a curated record. Lineage: Eukaryota; Metazoa; Arthropoda; Insecta; Lepidoptera; Tortricidae. The coding region runs from base 1 to 1194 and encodes 397 amino acids.